UUUCAUAUACAACAAUUAUAAUACAUAGUACCCUUUUUCAGCGUCGGUGUCUUAACGCCCUUGUCUUCCAAAUUCUCAUUCACUUCUCUCUCUGAGAGAGAGAGAGAUGGAAGAGGAGCAGCUGGACUAUGUGCUGGUACCACUGGGUCUGUUGGUGUUUGGAACAUAUCACGUGUGGCUGCUCAUCACCAUUCUGCGUUAUCCAAUUCGAACUGUCGUUGGCCUCAAUGCUCAGUCUCGUCGCCAAUGGGCCUUAUCCAUGAUGACUGACCCCUUGAAGAAUGGUGUUUUGGCUGUUCAAACCAUACGCAACAACAUAAUGGCAUCUACACUGUUGGCAACAACAGCUAUUACUUUGAGUUCUCUGAUCGGUGUAUUUGUGAGCACAUCAUCAAACUCUGGCAACACAGCAUCGAGAUUAGUUUAUGGCAAUAAGACUGCAUUUCUCUCUUCGAUCAAGUACUUUGCUAUCUUGCUUUGCUUUCUGGUUGCCUUUCUCUUGAAUGUGCAGUCAAUUAGAUACUAUGCCCAUGUUAGCUUCUUAGCCACUGUGCCCACAUGGAAGGGUCAAAAGGAUUAUAUCGAGUACGUUGCAAGAAACUUGAACCGAGGAAGCUACUUCUGGUCCCUUGGAUUAAGAGCUUUCUACCUCUCAUUCCCUCUCUUCCUCUGGAUAUUUGGACCCAUACCCAUGUUUGUGUGUUGCUGCAUUAUGUCCUGUGUUCUUUAUUUCUUGGACACAAGCACUAGUUUUACAAGACAUCUUCACACUAACUCUCUCAAAGGGGUCGCAUACGAUGAUGUGGAAUCAGUUGGACAACCGUCAUGAUAAUAAGGUCUUGGAAAUUACCUUUUUUUUUUCUUCUUAAUCCUGUUCAGAUUUAUUAGAAUAUUAGUUGGUUUAUUAAAUCUUAAGUAGAUAGAUCUUCUGUAUAUUUUUCGUAACUGUGUACGUAUGUUGGUUCCUGCUUUUGGAUUUUGGAAAGCAUGUAGUUAAGACUUGAGACCUUGGAGGCUAUGGGAUGCAUUUGCUAUUUGAAAA
Messenger RNA from Prunus avium (sweet cherry), 1042 nucleotides. Its product is annotated as transmembrane protein, putative (Protein of unknown function, DUF599). The record is from RefSeq and is a predicted model, not a curated record. Lineage: Eukaryota; Viridiplantae; Streptophyta; Magnoliopsida; Rosales; Rosaceae.